CGAAAUGUCGGUCCACCUGACUAUCCAUCUUCGAGUUAAAGACACGGACCUGUCUUGAAUAUCAAAGUCCCCGCGGUUCGAUAAAUUUCUGAGUUGGAUAAUCGCGUCACGAAACAAUUGCAGUAUGGCUCUCGGGCGCAUGCACUUUAUCUGAUUCCAGAUUGGCUGCCUUCUGCAGCACCCUGGCUAUCCGACCCUCUCCCAGCUACCACAUCCCCAAGACAGAGAGUCAUAGAAGGCGAUUAGCAAAUCUCAGGCUCGGAUGGCUUUCACGUUAGAUGAUGAAAAGACACUAUGCCUUGCAUGCCAGACUCUGACGUUCAGCGCACUGCUAUCGGGGUUCAAACAUCCACUGGCAUAUAGUCAGAUUGUCUUGUCUGGGCGACAAUGCCCCCUAUGUAGGUUGAUCAUCUGUUCGAUGGGGCGGCUUCAAACUCGCAGUACGUCGUCCGCAAUUGAGAAAAGUUAUGAUACCAUGAUAGACGGACUCUUGCAGCUACCCGCUGUAUACCGCCGCCAUGUCUCGGGACUUGGACAUUUCCCCAUUUGUAACCAGAUUGUUAGACCUGAUUAUGUCACUUGGGAGAGAUGUGAGUAUCAAUUCGAGGCUGGCGACAUCAUGCACGAGCUCAGAAAGGGAAAUUUUGAUGGUGGUGAAACGAUCCAAGUUACCGCAGAUAAAGGCUCCUGGUAUAGGGAAACUGGCUUAGUUCCGCUGGACCGAAUUAGUGGUACGAUUUCGAAAUCGAGUUUUGACAUGCUACGAGGCUGGUUAGAGACUUGCCUGGAGAGUCAUGACGCAUGCCGGGUGAGAGACCCUAGAAAAACGGCUGGCACCAGUCACAAUGAAAUAUCAAGUGGCUCCAGGCUGCCGACAAGAGUGAUUGAUGUUACUCGUUUCGAAGGCAGCAAGUUUCGGCCGCGCCUCGUUCAGACUGACGGAAGGACUGGAACAUACGUUGCCCUCAGUCACCGGUGGGGGGACAAAGAAUCCACGAUCCAGACAUUAUCUUCAACAGUUAAAACUUUCCAAAGAUGCCUUCCUAUGGAAUCACUGCCGAACACAUUUCGUCAAGCCAUUGAAGUUACUCGUCAACUAAACGUACGAUAUCUUUGGAUUGACUCGCUAUGCAUCGUGCAAGAUGAUCCGGACGACUGGAAGCGGGAGUCGCAGAAAAUGGGCGAUGUCUUCGAGCAGUGCAUCUUUGUCAUAGCUGCCACGGAUAGUGUGGACAGUCAGGGGCAGGAUCAUGGCCUUUUCCUCCCUCGCAAGGACCCGUUAGCUGUCGAACUGUGCAUUCCGAUUGACAAAAGUCCCCUGCAUGUACUCUCUACAAAAGUCUUUAAGCGAGAAGAUCAAACGUUCGUUUGGAAGUAUAGAUGGCCCGCAACACAUUGUCGCUUCAAAGGAUGGACGCAAGGCUCUAUCUGUCUGCGCCCACGCAUUGACUCUCUUUCUUGUCGCGUGCGUCGUACCGCAUGGUAUAGCCGCGGAUGGGUUCUGCAAGAACGGCUACUUCCUUCUAGGAUCAUUUACUUUACGAAGGACAAGCUGUACUGGAGUUGUUUCACAACCACUAAGGAAGAGGAAAAUUCAGAUCCAGCAGUUCCACACAGACGGUGUCUAUUUCAAUCUACAACCCAGGAGAUUGGGGGCAUCUCAGAUUGCUGGACAAAUAUUCUUUCCGACUACGUCGGAUGCAGCUUGACUCUCGAUCGAGACAGGCUGAUGGCGAUCAGUGGGAUCACGCGCAGAUUCGAGCAAUAUUACUCUGUUGAUAUAUAUGCAGGUAUUUUGAACGACCAAACUGGUAGAAAUCUCCUCUGGUUUGUAUAUAAGCCUACUGAUAAGACACAUUUGGGGUUUCAUGCGCCGUCUUGGUCCUGGGCGUCACUGGUAGGCUCUGUGUCUUUCUUAUUGGCCCAGCCACGUCUACCAGAGCAAGGCCCUCUAAUUCGGAACCUACAAUACACGACUACAAACUCAUGUCCAAUGGAUAAUCCUGGAGGCUUUUGCGGGAACACUUGUCUUUCUGGCCAAGUUUCGUUCACUGGUCCGCUGGGAAAGCUAACUCGGUCGUCGAUGUCGAUUGUCGAUAUCAAAGUGGAAGGGUUUCAGGGCAAUCCUAUCAACAACAACGAAAUCAUGAGACGCCUUCUGGGCUCUGCAGUUUUUCGUUGUUCGAUUCCUAAAUCUUAUGAUGACAAAUGGAAUGAGAUACCCGUGCAGCGAAAUCUGUUCGUACCUGCACAUACUGAAUUGUUAGAAGACGACGGAGGGGUUUGCCUGGGCUUUCUGAUACCCGACAGUUUCAGAACACCCAUUACCAAUAAAAGCAUAUUCUGUGCCGCCAUCCAGCAGUGGCUAGGAAAUAAAACAGAAUCAAAUUGCGAAAUCGACUUCAUAGGGCUUGAAAAGUUGGAGAACAGGCUUGGCGGGUAUCGGAGAGUUGGGCGUGGUCGGAUAAUAUGCAACGAGUGGAUUUCCAAAUGUAGUGAAGAAACAAUAUUUAUCAUUUGACAUAUCAUGAAUAGGUUUACAGCUAGGUAGCACCAAAAUCAUUCACAGGUACAGUGCUAAGAAUAUCCGCG
Aspergillus versicolor CBS 583.65 is the source of this 2592-nucleotide messenger RNA. RefSeq names its product HET domain-containing protein. The record is from RefSeq and is a predicted model, not a curated record. Bases 476 to 2521 code for a protein of 681 amino acids. The transcript is spliced from 2 exons. Lineage: Eukaryota; Fungi; Ascomycota; Eurotiomycetes; Eurotiales; Aspergillaceae.